Molecule: messenger RNA, 1051 nt
Organism: Alligator mississippiensis (American alligator)
Lineage: Eukaryota; Metazoa; Chordata; Crocodylia; Alligatoridae
Exons: 4
Coding region: 274-885 (203 amino acids)
Biological process (GO): regulation of DNA-templated transcription
Molecular function (GO): nuclear retinoic acid receptor binding
Source: RefSeq, a predicted model, not a curated record
CCUGCAGUUGUUCUGUGCCCUCCGGAGACAUUUUGAUUUUCAGCCGAGCUGGACUGCAACUCAGCUGUCCGCUAGCAGGCAAAUUCAGUUAAGGUACACAAAAUGUCCAACUCUGCUGACCUGCGCAAUCGUGAGGCACGGUUUGUUCAUCUAUCAUGAACAGUUUCAUCUUAGCAGCAGGCCUAGAAAACUAAAAUGUCCGAUCUUGUCGAGACAGCCCAAGGUUUUGAAGAGUAACUAGUGAUUCGAAGUGCCUAAAUUGAGAGUCAUUAAAUGGAUCUGACUGUUCUUGGCACUUCACCGGCAGGCAAGUUUCUUUGGAUGCCGCAUCAAGCCUUGCCUGCCUAUGUCCUUAGACCGAGCUGGCUACAACCAAAGACACUGCACUGUAUCUCAAGCUGGGGAUUCAGAGCAUCACAGCUUGCUUGGCCACGGGGUCUCCACUCUUUCCAGGGGUCAUGGACCCACGGUCUAGUCGAGAUCCCGAGCAAGAUGGCAUUUUUAUCAGAGAAAGACUUCCAAAAAAGAAGUGGAAAGGAGAUGCAAUGGGAACAAGAGGAGGAGUUAAGAAAGGAAAUCGGCAUCUUUAAAGAUAUGAGAGUCUGUCUCCAGAGGCUGAAUCCAAUAUGGCCUAAAGAGAAUUCUGGCAAUGUUUCUGGCCUGGGACAGUCCAGAAGAAGAGAGCUCCUGCGUGUGUCAAAGAAAGGCUUGCAAAAAAGAAGUGGAAAGGAGAUGCAAUGGGAACAGGAGGAGGUGUCAAGGAAGAAAUGUGGCAUCCUGAAAGAUGUGAGAGUCUGUCUCAGGAGGAUGAAUCCAAUAGAGUCUAAAGAGAAUUCUGGCAAAGCUACUGCCCUUGGAAAGGUGGCAACUACCAGAAAAGAGUAGAAGAGAAAGAUGGCAAAGGAAGUGACUCGUUUGAUGGAAUGAAGGGAUGAAACAGAGGAAGAGUAGCAAAGUGUUUAUAAUAAAUAGAAGGCAAAUAGCCUGAAAAAAACUGUAAAAAGUUUAAAAUUGUGCUGAAUAUGGUGGUAAUAAAUGUUUGGCUUCUUCA